Striga hermonthica is the source of this 2793-nucleotide messenger RNA. NCBI's taxonomy places the organism in Eukaryota, Viridiplantae, Streptophyta, Magnoliopsida, Lamiales, Orobanchaceae. The record is from the annotation of a GenBank genome assembly.
AUGGAAACAUCUUGCAUUUUCUCAACAUUGAAGUCCCCGUGCAACUACGGCCUUCCAAGUAGUCGGGUGUUGUUAAGUUCCACGUUUUCAGAUCGUAUUUGGGCGAGUUCAAGUAGCGGAGGCAACAGCAGCCGCAUGAGAAGAAGCCGCAAAAAGAAUGUAGAACAAAGUGUUGGGUACAAUAAGCAUACCGUAGUUAUAUCGAAAGAAAACAAAAAACAACACGAGGAGGAGCAGGAGCAGGAGCAAGUAUUUUGUGAUGAGAAAAGGAUGUAUCAAAAUGGGGAUCCGUUGGGGCGAAAAGAUUUAGGGAAAACUGUGGUGAAGUGGGUAUCCCAAGGAAUGAAAGCCAUGGCGUUGGAUUUUGCAGCGGCAGAGGCUCAGGGGGAUUUUGGUGAGUUGAAACAGAGAAUGGGUCCCGGCCUCACAUUUGUGAUUCAGGCUCAGCCUUACUUGAGUGCUGUUCCCAUGCCUCCAGGAGUGGAGGCUAUCUGCCUCAAGACCUGCACUCAUUAUCCCACACUGUUCGACCACUUUCAGAGGGAGCUUAGAGACGUUUUGCAGGACCUCCAACAUAAAGGGCUUAUAUGCAAUUGGCCUCAGCAUAGAGCCAUUGCGAGGAAGACUUGCAUAUCCAAGUCAGUCUAUGGUGUCUUAGGAUUGAAGCUGGAGAAAGCCAAAGCUAUUCAGACCAGAAUCGACGACUUUGCCAAGAAAAUGUCCGAUCUUCUUCGCAUAGAGAGGGAUGCUGAGCUGGAGUUUACUCAGGAAGAGCUGAAUGCUGUUCCGAUGCCUGACGAGCAUUCCAGCUCGCCCAAGCCCACCGAGUUUUUGGUCAGCCAUGCCCAGGCGGAGCAAGAGCUUUGUGAUACCAUUUGCAAUCUUAACGCCAUCAGCACAUCCACAGGAUUAGGAGGGAUGCAUCUCGUCUUGUUUAGGGUGGAGGGGAAGCACAGAUUGCCACCUACUAACCUUUCCCCUGGGGACAUGGUUUGUGUGAGAAUAUGCGACAGCAGGGGUGCUGGGGCAACUUCUUGCAUGCAAGGGUUUGUUAAUAAUCUGGGUGAUGAUGGCUGUAGUAUUACUGUGGCUCUCGAGUCCCGUCGUGGGGAUUCUACCUUUUCAAAGCUUUUUGGGAAGAAUAUACGCAUAGAUCGCAUCCAAGGAUUGGCUGAUGCACUCACAUAUGAGCGUAAUUGUGAAGCUUUAAUGAUGCUGCAGAAGAAAGGCUUGCAGAAAAACAAUCCUUCAAUAGCAGUGGUGACCACAAUUUUCGGAGACAGUGAGGAUAUUUUGUGGUUCGAGGACAAUAACAUGGUAGAUUGGACAGAGUCUCAACUGAAUGGUUUGACGGACACCAAAUUUUACGACCUGUCCCAACAAAGAGCAAUUGCAUUAGGUUUAAACAAGAAACGUCCUGUUUUGGUAAUUGAAGGCCCACCUGGAACUGGGAAGACAGGUGUGCUUAAGCAGUUAAUUUCAACUGCUGUUAAACAGGGUGAAAGGGUACUUGUCACAGCACCUACUAAUGCAGCUGUGGAUAACAUGGUCGAGAAAUUAUCCGACAUUAAUGCUAAUAUUGUGAGGGUCGGUAAUCCAGCACGCAUAUCACCUGCAGUAGCAUCCAAGUCACUGGCCGAGAUUGUGAAAAACAGUCUCUCGGAUUUUAGGUUGGAGUUUGAGAGGAAAAAAUCCGAUCUGAGGAAGGACCUGAGCCUUUGCUUGAGAGACGAUUCUUUGGCUUCUGGCAUUCGUCAACUUUUGAAACAGUUGGGAAAGACGAUGAAGAAGAAGGAGAGGGAAGUAGUGAGAGAUACUCUUUCGAGUGCUCAUGUCGUGCUCGCCACUAAUAUCGGUGCAGCUGAUCCAUUGAUCAGAUGGCUUAAACCGUUUGACUUGGUCGUGAUAGAUGAAGCGGGACAAGCCAUCGAACCCUCUUGCUGGAUACCAAUACUGCUCGGGAAACGUUGUGUACUCGGGGGAGACCAGUGCCAGCUAGCACCAGUGAUUCUGUCGAGGAAUGCCUUGGAAGGUGGGCUAGCUGUGUCAUUAAUGGAAAGAGUAUCGGAUUUGCACCAAGGGGUUCUCGCCACAAAGUUGACGACACAGUACAGGAUGAAUGAUGCAAUAGCCAGCUGGGCAUCGAAAGAGAUGUAUAAUGGCUUGCUGGAGUCUUCUGCAAGUGUCACGUCUCAUCUGCUAUCCGAUUCUCCAUGGAUCAGGUCAACAUGGAUCACACAAUGUCCAUUGCUGUUGCUCGACACAAGAAUGCCGUAUGGAAGUUUGUCCAUUGGUUGUGAGGAACAACUAGAUCCAGCUGGCACUGGCUCCUUCUACAAUGAAGGUGAAGCAGAUAUCGUUGUGCAACAUGUUUUCGCCUUGAUUUAUGCCGGUGUUCGGCCAGCAACGAUUGUUGUGCAAUCGCCGUAUGUUGCACAAGUGCAACUGCUAAGGGACAGGCUCGAAGAGUCUCCUCUAUCCAUGGGUGUCGAAGUUGCAACUAUCGAUAGCUUUCAAGGGUGCGAAGCAGAUGCUGUUAUUAUAUCAAUGGUUCGGUCAAACAACUUGGGAGCAGUUGGGUUCUUAGGAGAUAGCAGACGGAUGAAUGUAGCAAUUACUAGAGCACGUAAACACGUGGCGAUUGUUUGUGAUAGCUCGACAAUAUGCCACAACACGUUUUUGGCAAGGUUGUUGCGGCAUAUAAGAUAUUUCGGCCGUGUGAAGCAUGUCGAGCCCGGUGGCUCUGGUGGAUAUGGCCUUAGCAUGAAUCCGAUGCUGCCCUCAAUUAGUUAA